AUGAGAGACUUUGUACCAGGUCCAAAGGAAUUUUCAAUGAAGAACCAGAAAUGCUGGAAGCAUCGACCAAAGGGCCGAAGACAGUAUACGGAACAAGACGUGGAGAAUUCGAUCGAACGCAUGGAGGAAGCAGCUGAGUACAGAAUUACUCAUGCUGAAGCCAUAUCAAAACGCGACGAAUUCGGCUGGGGGCCUGACAACACUCCGGAUGGAAAGCCUCCAGUAUAUCGCCGGGUACCUGUCGACCCGAUGCUCGACGGGAUGAGCCAGAGUACAGAGCGAGGAAUGGAAGGAACGGGGCGUAGGGCGGAAGAACUGGCGCGAACAGUAGAUGAACUUGUGCGAACAGUAGAAGGAAGAGAAAAUCGUCACGACCAUCUUGACGGGAUGCUGAGCGAAAUGGGAACUGUUGGAGAAUCAUCUCAGCAUGGAAGGUUGCCACCUGGUUUUUGGCAUAACGACCAAGAGACACAAUCUGUAGAGAGACUCGGUCGUAUUGACGACUGGGAUAUAAGUCCUGCAGAGGCCCGACAGGGGCGUGUGCGCGAAAGAGAACUCGAGGAACACCACUCGACGAGACCUUGGGAAAGGCCAGAGACACCUCGAGGACGACGCCGCGAUGAAAAGCGCAGGAGACACUCUCCAGAUUCGGGAGACGAACGCCGCGGCAGACGAGGCUGA
Messenger RNA from Exophiala mesophila, 681 nucleotides. RefSeq lists its product as uncharacterized. The transcript has a single exon. The record is from RefSeq and is a predicted model, not a curated record. The coding region runs from base 1 to 681 and encodes 226 amino acids. Lineage: Eukaryota; Fungi; Ascomycota; Eurotiomycetes; Chaetothyriales; Herpotrichiellaceae.